This is a messenger RNA of Aspergillus ochraceoroseus IBT 24754, 1005 nucleotides long. Its product is annotated as DUF1183 domain protein. Gene Ontology annotation, biological process: regulation of store-operated calcium entry. The record is from RefSeq and is a predicted model, not a curated record. The transcript has 3 exons. Gene Ontology annotation, cellular component: endoplasmic reticulum membrane. Lineage: Eukaryota; Fungi; Ascomycota; Eurotiomycetes; Eurotiales; Aspergillaceae. Bases 1 to 1005 code for a protein of 334 amino acids.
AUGGCGGGGGCAAAGAGCAUGCGCUCAGUGACUACUUUCCAGCUAUUUCUGUUUCUGCUUGGCCUUUCAUCUCCGGUUCUUUCAGGCAAAUCACAAAAGCCACCUGGCAAAAAUGCCAUCCUGCUCUCGCAAGUACACGCGCUGACACUCCAUGGAGGCCGACUCACAAGCUCUCGGCGGGUGUCCCCUGUUCCUCAACUUAAAUGUGUGGGCCCGUCAAAGCGCAUAUGUGAUCUAUACGAGAUUGAUACUAUGAGGUGCACCAAUGCAGGUUACGGCUACGACGAAGACGACGUGCAGUGGACUUGUACUGCAUCGCUCCCCCCAGAGCUGAAGCUUGGUUCAACAGACGUCAUUUGCGAGGGCUACCGAAACUCGGAUGACCCAUGGGUUCUAAAAGGUAGCUGUGGGGUUGAAUAUCGAAUGCUUCUGACAGAUCUGGGAGAGGAGAAAUUCGGCUAUAAUUCCUAUGAUUUCGCACAGCGCGGUCAUCGACCAGGGAAGCUCGGACGAACAAUGGAUCGGGUAUUCAAUGUGCUGUUCACUGGGAUUUUCAUUGGUGGAAUCGGAGAGGUCCGCAACCUGGUCGCCGUUGGGGUGGUGGUGGUGGUGGCGAUGGUGGCGGCGGACCCUACCCUGGACCUCCUCCUCCUCCUCCUCCUCCUCCUUACCGUCGCUAUUCAUACGACCCGAGUACGGAAAAUCCAGAUUGGAGGCCAGGAUUUUGGACAGGCGUACUCACUGGUGGGUCGGUUGGCUAUGGGCUUGGAAGUAGGAACAGUCGCUACAGUUCCCCAGCGAGAGGACGCAGAGGGAACUAUGGGUCUGGAGAAGGCAGCUCCUCGCGCGUGUCAUCCUCGACUACUACAAGCACAGGGUUUGGCUCUACGAGUCGAAGGUAACUCUCAAUUUACUCUACUGAUGACGCGAGUUUUCUUUAUCUCGGCUCAUACAACUACAUGGAUAUAUAUUCAAGUAGUGUUGGCCGCCUUCGCCCAUGAGUAA